This is a messenger RNA of Amaranthus tricolor (Joseph's coat), 1128 nucleotides long. RefSeq names its product Golgi apparatus membrane protein-like protein ECHIDNA. Gene Ontology annotation, biological process: protein secretion; vesicle-mediated transport. The coding region runs from base 341 to 892 and encodes 183 amino acids. The transcript is spliced from 6 exons. NCBI's taxonomy places the organism in Eukaryota, Viridiplantae, Streptophyta, Magnoliopsida, Caryophyllales, Amaranthaceae. Gene Ontology annotation, cellular component: Golgi membrane. The record is from RefSeq and is a predicted model, not a curated record.
GUCGGAUCGGACUGAGUCAAAGUCGUUUCGGAGUUCAACUUCUAUUCGUUUCAGAAUCACUCAAACUAUAUAAUUGGAUUUGGAGUUCGAUGAUAUUUUCUCAAACUCAAAUCGAAUUAAAUUUCUCACAUCAAAUCGAAUCAGGAUCAGGGGCGGAUUCGACUUGCAUCCCUCUUAAAAUUUAGGAAUCACGCAUUGAUGCAAAGUUGCAAACAAACAUAUAGAAAAAAAAAAAAGAACAGGAACAGAUUAAAAGAAAAAAGGAAGAGAAAGAGAAGUCUACUUAUCCUUGGUCGCGCAAUUUUCGCCAUUUCAUUUUUCAUUCGUCUAGCUCUUCUUUAUGGAUCCGAUCCAACCUCCUGCAGAAAACUAUGCAAACCCAAGGACGUGUUUCUUCCAUGUACUUUUUAAGGCUGCUGCUUUGGCAUUUUACAUUCUCUCAGCACUUUUUGUUGACAACUUUGUGAUUAUUUUUGUAAUCACUGUACUUCUUGCAGCUCUUGAUUUUUGGGUUGUUAAGAAUGUAAGUGGUCGUAUUUUGGUUGGGUUGAGGUGGUGGAAUGAAAUUAAUGAUUUGGGCGAAAGCGUAUGGAAAUUUGAAUCUCUUGAUCAAGAGUCAUUGGCACGCUUGAACAAGAAGGACUCAUGGCUGUUUUGGUGGAGCCUUUAUCUUACAGCUGUGGCAUGGAUUAUUCUCGGAAUCUUUUCUCUGAUACGGUUUCAAGCUGAUUAUCUCCUGGUUGUAGCAGUUUGUUUAUCUCUCAGCAUCGCUAACAUUGUUGGUUUUACCAAGUGCCGCAAAGAUGCUAAAAAGCAGUUCCAACAAUUUGCCACUCAGACGCUAGCAUCUCAAGUUUCAUCCACUAUUCAGUCAGCCUUCGGUGUUGUGUGAUAGAAGAGGGAAGUGGAUCUAUGUGUGUGAUUGAUGCAUACAUAUCACAUUGUAGAAGAUAUUAAGCUCACAUACUUAGAGAAUAUGUUAAGAUCAGCAGUUGCUCAACUUUGUCUUGACUGCAUUUAUUUUUGGUGUCUAUUUUCUGUAAAGAUGCGGCUCAAACCUCAUGAGCUCCGAAUGAUUUUGUAUAAACAACUAAAUAGAGUGUUAAAGAUACUAUGCAUUUUUUUCCA